CGGAGCCCUGCCGUGGCCAGCAGCCCGUGCUACUUCCCUUUGAAGAGAGCUUUGGGGCUGGAAUAAGGCGUACCUGCCCCAAUGUUUGCAAGCUUCCUGUAGUGGUCUAACCGCCCGAGUGAUGUGUGAACUCUGGGGGGUGAUAUUUGGCAAAUAGUGGAUGUCUGGGGACAAAAUCUUGCUGCAGUAGGAAUUACGUUGUUGAGCAUAGUGCUGUGCCACGCAGUGGCGGCGGGGUGAGGUCAGGGUAGUGGCAGAGUCCCGCGUGCUUGUGGGGAACCGCGUGGCCGCCCUGGGUCCGUCGCUACAAGCCAAGGGUGUUGCUAGUGCUGCGGAGUGCUGCAAAGCUGCAUGGCAAAAGCCUCAGCGUGGCUUCCCGAGGUUGUUUUAUUUGGAGGAAGUGCUGUUAAAAUCUUAAUGCACGAUAAAGUGUGUAUUUCAGGAGUAGAAAGGAAGAGGAUGAAGGAACUUAAGUUGAUGACUUAGACCUCAGUAGCAAGUAACUGAGAGGCUACUUUGAGUAGCUCUGUGUAAGCACGUUUACGAAGUGAUAAAUAUGAACUAAAAAUUCAGUUGUUUUCCCCUGUGGUAGACUCUGAGGAAAUGCUUGUUUGUUUCUUGGAAAAGAGUAGGGAAAUCAUGACUAGAAACCUAGUCAUUGCUUUAAAAAAUAACAAAAAGUCUAAGUUUGUUUACACUGAAUAUAAGCAUAUGUCUUGUCUUCACCUUUUAUGCUUUUACCACCUUAUCAGUAGUAAACGCAGAUGUUAGUAGUGUUAAAGAAAAAUAAUACAUGUUAUGUUGGUUUGGGAGCUUAAAGGGCUAGUCACAUGUGAAAGUUCCCAAACCAAAGUGAUUUUGUUCUGUUCUGAAGCUGCUGCUGCCAUUUCUCCUUAUUGUGCUAAUUAAUAGCUUCCUUUCUCAACACAAGGUCAUUCCUCAAGAGGUAGUCAGCUGGCUUUGUAGAGAUUUAUUUAUCACAUGUUUCAACAUGUCUAGCUACUUUAUUCCCCUUCCCUGUUGGCGAUCUUGAUUUAACACAUGAAAUAUAAAAUGAUGAAAACUUGACAAACAACAGAAUAAUUAAUAUUCUUACAUCUCGAUAUCUCUUUUUUUUUAAUUGUUUUGCUUCAUAAAAUCUGCCAAAGGCUCUUAUUUUUGUUUGAGUGGGAUGAUGCUGAGGUAUUUUUGAAAAACUGAAUGGCUGAGUGUGGCACAGAUGUGUCUGUGCCUUAUCUAUAUAUGGCUUGACCCAUUGACUUGGUCAAAUGGUAGCAACUUUGCACCCUUGUUUGUGCUAGGUAUCAUAAGAAAUUGAAAUACUUUAAAUAUUUUCUAAACAUUACUUUCACAUGCAAGAAUUCUGUGCUUCGGAUAAGGAUGUUGAUAACCAGCUGUGGAGAAAGUGGUGUUCAUGGCCUUGAAUGUUAGGGAAGUGCUUGUGAAAUGAUUUAAGUUACCUAUGGCACGAAAAAAUUACAGAACCCCUUUAGCAAUAAAAUGCUGACUCUUUUAGUAGUGACUAUGAAUCAAGAUAGCUAGAUCUGUUGUACUAGUUUGUAUGUUGUGCAAAACUGCUGUUGCAGUAGGAAAAUUGCAUAUUUUACUUAUGCAAUUGACAGCAGUGAGUAGUUACCUUGUAUAGUCAUCAGUGGCAGGUAGAAAACUUCUCCUGGCAAGUGGAAAGGAAGGGGAAAUGAAGCCAGUUGUCAGAUUUCUAGCAUUAGCUUUAAAGAGUUUAAUAAGAACAAAACAAAGCCAAAAAACUCUUCUUGCUACUGCUUCUGCUUACUACUAUCCACUCUUACUUUCCGGAUGUGAAAUGACUGCUUUGAUUUUUUUUUGUUUGUUUGUUUAUUUCCCGAGUCUCUAGAUAAUUAGUUUCUGGGCUGCUGUUCUAAGAAAGCUUUUCUGAACCCUGCUGCAACAUGGCAGAGAGGAAAAGACUGAUAAAUUCACUGGAUUUUUAUGUGGAUUGUGGUUUUUCAGUUUGUAAACAACGGACAAUUACCACUUGGUUGGAGAAUAAAGGACCCCAGACAACUGAGUCCAAAAGCUUACAAAGCAAAAUUAAUAAUAAUACUGAAGCAAAUCUCAAGAUGACUUCCAUUAAAAAAGACAACUUUUGUGAGCAUGAUGUGAGAAAGCUAGAGAAUAUUUGUCAGCAAAAUUAUCCAAAAAUAUCUGUGGAAGUUGGUACAAAGCAUGCAAAUUUGCCUCAGACAGGCAGCAUGUAUAACUGGGAGGCUGGAGGUGUGUGUAAAGAUCCAGUCUUGGACACAGAGCCUGUGAAAGGGACCCAGUCUGGAGACCUCUUUAGAAAUGCCAACAUUGAUCAGAUGCACAAAACUGGCAAACAGGCUCAAAGACACUGUGAAGAAAACAGUGACAAUUGGACUCAAAGGAAAUUAUUGUCAGGCCGGUCUUUGAAAAUGGGAAAUACAAAACUUUCCUCAAAAGACACCGAGACUGAUGGACAAGUGGCUUCAUGCAAUUCACAGAAGCUUAAGAGUUGCAAUUCUGUUGAUGUAGUCUGUUUGAUGAGUGAACAAGAGGAAGGGGAUGUAGUUCCAGAAAGCCCGCUUUCAGAUGCUGGUUGUGAUGCUGGCGUAUCUGAUCUUGGAGGUCCUGGAAGACUGAGCAAAUGUCGGAGUAGUUCUGGGGAUUCUCCUGCUUUUGAGAAAGAAAGUGAACCAGAGUCACCAAUGGACGUAGAUAAUUCUAAAAAUAGCUGUCAUGGAUCAGAGGCCGAUGAAGAAACAAGUCCAUUUUUUGAUGAGAGAGAGGAGAUUAAUAUGUCAAAAUCCAUAAACCAGUCUUCCAGAAUUCGAUGCAUGGAUGCUGAACUGGAGUCAAGAAAGUCACGGUUUUCUACCAAGGGUUGUGAAGGCUUUGAAGGAACAGACAAUCCUGUCAAAGAGGAUGGUCUGCAUACAAAGUCACCUGGGAUCUCUCCUGUUCUGUUGUCAGAAUGCAAAGGUGCAAAACAGGGUGGGAAGAAAGACUCCAAAAUCACCUCUCAUUUCAUAAGGAUACCAAAAAUUGAGGAGAAAAGCAGGAAAGAAAAAUGUGAAUUCAAACCUCAGAGGCUGGGAAGGAAGAUUCCUAAAUAUAUGCCACCUCCUCUUCCAACUAAUAAGAAAUGGUUUGGGACGCCGAUUGAAGAUAUGAGAAGAAUGCCUUUGUGUGCAGCCCGUCUUCCGCAUUUGCGACCUUCAGCUAAUCACACAGUAACCAUCAGAGUAGACCUCUUGAGGGAAGGAGAGGUACCUAAACCUUUUCCAACGCACUACAAAGAUUUGUGGGACAACAAACAUGUUAAAAUGCCCUGCUCAGAACAGAAUUUAUACCCUAUAGAGGAUGAGAAUGGUGAUAGAACUGCUGGAAGUCGAUGGGAACUAAUCCAAACCGCCUUACUUAACAAAUUUACCUGCUCACAUGAUUUGAAGGAGGCCAUACUGAGAUACAAUGUUGCUUAUGCCAAGAAAUGGGACUUCACAGCUCUUACUGACUUUUGUGAUAAGAUUCUUGAAGAUGCAGAGGCUCAGCAUUUGUUCCAGUCCAUUCUUCCUGAUAUGGUGAAGUUGGCACUUUGUCUCCCUAGUAUCUGCACACAGCCAGUACCUCUGCUGAAACAAAAGAUGAAUCACUCCAUCACGAUGUCACAGGAACAAAUUGCUAGUUUUCUGGCCAAUGCAUUUUUCUGCACUUUUCCACGUCGCAAUGCGAAGAUGAAGUCAGAGUAUUCUAGUUAUCCAGAUAUUAACUUCAACAGAUUGUUUGAAGGACGAUCACCAAGGAAGCCUGAGAAGCUUAAGACCCUUUUCUGCUAUUUUAGGAGAGUCACAGAAAAAAAACCUACAGGAUUGGUAACGUUUACAAGGCAGAGCCUCCAGGAGUUUCCAGACUGGGAAAGAUCUCAGAAAAAACUGUCUAGAUUGCAUGUCACCUAUGAAGGCACUAUUGAAAGCAAUGGACAUGGUAUGCUACAGGUUGAUUUUGCAAACCGUUUUGUUGGAGGUGGUGUCACUGGGGCAGGACUAGUACAAGAAGAAAUUCGCUUUUUAAUUAACCCAGAACUGAUUGUAUCUAGGCUCAUCACUGAAGUCUUGGAUCACAAUGAGUGUCUUAUCAUCACAGGUACUGAACAGUACAGUGAAUAUACAGGCUAUGCAGAAACCUACCGGUGGGCGAGAAGCCAUGAAGAUAAGACCCCAAGGGAUGAAUGGCAGCGACGCUACACUGAAAUUGUUGCUAUAGAUGCAUUUCAUUUCAGACGUUUUCUUGAUCAGUUUGGUCCGGAGAAAAUCAGAAGAGAGCUCAACAAGGCCUACUGUGGCUUCUCUCGACCCAAUGUUCCACCUCAACAUCUCUCUGCAAUAGCCACAGGGAACUGGGGAUGUGGUGCCUUUGGAGGGGACUCCCGAUUAAAAGCCUUAAUACAGAUACUGGCAGCUGCUGAGGCUGGACGUGAUAUUGUUUAUUUUACCUUUGGAGAUGUGGAGCUGAUGAGAGAUAUUUAUAGCGUGCAUACUUUUCUCUGUGAGAAGGGCCAAACUGUGGGGGACAUUUAUAGGCUAUUACUGAGAUACUACAAUGAAGAAUGCAGAAGUUGUUCUACUUCAGGACCAGAUGUCAAGCUGUACUCUUUCAUAUAUAGCACCAUUGAGUCUUAUGCAGAUUCUACUGAUGAUGAUGAAGAAAAAGGAUUGUGCUUUGAGGAUUAAAAUAAGUAUGUUUAAUCAAAACAUUGUUUCUCUCCUCCCACUGGCAUAUUGUUUGAAUUACCGGAUGUAACAUACAAAUUGGCUUAACUUAAUAUGUAUUGACUUCAUUGAUAGUGUUGCAUGUAUCAUCCAAACAAAAAUCAAGCUUUGAGAGAGAGAAUUUUUUUGUUUGAUGGUUUCAUACAUGAAAAUCUUGUUCAUAUGCAUAGGGAAAGGAUUUCGUUGGUAAAUCCUGUUUGCAUUAUACCUUGUUCAGCAGGAAAUUUUAAUAUAUCUGCAUUUCAGUCAAGAAAUUACUGAAAAACUUCAAAAUAUUUCCCAGUAUUACUUUGCAUUUAUUUUUGUGCAUCCUUACCUGUAUUUCUUAUGUAAUUUUAAUGCUGGAGUAGAAGGAGCCAUGUAAGUCUUGGGAUGAAUAAGAAGUUAGCAUGAAGGAGUAGAGCAAACCUGAAGUACAGGAGAGCAGGAAAAGGAGAAAUACAAUCAGAGUCAGUAGAAAUAGAGGGAAACACUUUCACAGGAAACUUUUAAAACCUUCUAAAUUUUAUUGGACCUGUCUGUGACAAUAUUGAACAAGGUCUUAAACAUACUAGUAUAUCUGAAGUUUCUCAGAGUUCAUUGUUGUUGGCAAUAUCAUUUGAAUUCAGGUCUGCUAACUGUGUUUAUAUUCUCAUAUCAGUCCUCCUUUACUGAAAUAUUCACAUACAGAAGCGUAAGAUGCAGAUGGGAUGAUUCGGGUGAGUAAAUGGAAAUCACAUAUCAGUGUGCACAAUGUCUUCAGGCUACAAAUAAGAAAAAAGUUGGAACAUAAUGUCUUGUUAGGAACUUGUGCCUGGGUCUUUUUAGAUGUAUGAAAGACUAUAAUGAAUAGAGAUCAAAAGAUGUCUGAAAAAAAGAAAAACUGUGCUAUUGCCAUCUAUGUGAAUACCAAAUGAAUGUUGCUGUAGUACAUUAAAUAAAAAUUAAUAGUUUACACAAGACUUCAGGUACAUCAGUGAUAAAACUUUUCCAGGACAGGACAAGGCCAGUCCAGUGAAAGGUUUGUCUCCUCAUUGUUCAUCCAGAGUUGAAGCCCAAAUUGUUAAGUUUAGCCUCAUCUGUGUUAGAUUUCUUUUGUCUGGUCUGUCGUUGUUACAACCAGUUUAGCAAUACGAGCAAAAACCAGCUGCAGGAAACGUAGUGAGCUAAGGCACUGGUAUCAACAAAUCCUUUGGGUUUGUGUCUGAUGGAAUCUCUCCGAGCCUGCAAUAUAACAUAACUAAAUGCUGGAAGCUGUUGGGAGCCUGGCUUAAAAUAACACCUUCACUGUUGGAGCUGCUCUGGUAGUAGUGACAGUGAAGAGUUUGGGUCAUUUAAAAUACUUCAGAGUGCUACACCAUUGCAUUAGUGCUACAGUGGGCAGCUUGGAAAUUUGCUGCUUGGAAGUUGACCCUGCAGCCUAAGCAAUUUCUUCCCAUCAUUCCUGUGAACUGUUUAGUUUUCUCUACCCACAUCCAUUAUAACAAAGAAAAAAAUUGGGACAGGAUUUCAGGUCCUUUACUUUGUUCACAGCUUAUGUCCUCAGAGGUAGCAAAAAUAGUUUUUCCUGCUCCUAGUGUUCCAGCAUUAGCUUAAAUUCUGGCAAUAGGAAUAACACUGUUAUAAGCUCCUAUUUCGGCAUUUAGUUCAACUAUGAUAGUGUUUCUAGAUGCAGUGCUGAUGAUAAAUGUACCCUGAUAAUUAAGACAAGUAAUGGAAAAUUGGUGCUAUUUGCCAAACCUUCCUCACCUUACUGCUCAGGAUUUCAUACAGAAAAAAUAAACAAAAUCUGUUCCUGAAAAACUGGAAGAAAAUAUAGCAAAAAGCUUUAGGUGGCUAGGUAUGACCUCCCUUUUCUUGUAAAUAAGAACAUGUUCAUUAGUGCAAUAUUUAUUUUCAUCAUGGGGGAGAAGAGAUUUUUUGUUUAUGAAAAAUGUACCAAAUAAGAUAGCAUAAAAUUCUACAUCACCUCUAGAAAUAGAAAAAUACAUUUAACUUUGGAAAGAUUCUUUCAAGAUCAUAUUACAGUGUAUUCAAUAAAGAGAAUUUUUGCAGUAUCUAGUAUUUCCAGGAUAAUCCUACUAUAGUCUAUAAUUUCACUGAUACACUGAAAAUCCUCAGAUUUUCUAACAUGGAGAAGAAUAUCUCUUAUUUGAGGUCAUUCUUCAGAAUAUGCUUCCCAUACUUUUUUCCUGUGAAAUAUGGAUGUAGGGACAGGUUAAAAGGCAAAUAAGAGUUAAGAAGCUAAGUGUUAGAUUCCUGUCACUUUCUAAUUUGAAAAAAGAACUAAACUGCCCAGAAUACUGCAUCAGUGUGGAAGCAGGAAUUUUGGAUCAGUCUAAUCUGUGCUCUGCAUCUUAUUUACGUUUCCAUCCAACUACUACUCUCCAUUUCUAAACUACCUGAAACAUUUUCUUUAGCUAGAGAUGUUAUUUUGGUGCUCUACAUGAAAUGAUGUGAAAUGGAGAUGCUGAUGGCCUCUUUGUGCCCCCUAGUAAACUUCAGUUUCACUCUUCUAGAAACCUGUUUAUGGAGUACUCUGUUGUUGUUGUUUUUUUAUUAUUAUUAUUACAUUAGGGAUUCUCGCUAUAUGAUUUCAAAUAAACUUCUACCAAAACUGUUUUAUACUUGUUUUAGCAGCUAAAUUGAAUGCUUAAUAUGAAACAACGAAGGGUGGUCAUUUAGAUUGCAGUGUUGCCUCAUAAUCAAGUUUGGUGUCAGAGCACGUCUGUUUGUUUUAUGGCUCUUGCACCUAAAUUCCUCAGUUAUGAGGUGUUAGUUAUGAGGUGUUCUUAUCUAAUGAUGAGGACCCGUUACUGUAUAUAUUAAUUUAUAAACUGUUGAAGUGUUGACAUUCUUUUAAACCUACAGUUUAUGCAUCAUUAUAUUGAUUUUUCUGGAUCUGUAUGCUAAUGUUUACAUGAUUUUGUAGGAAUACAAUUAAAAAAAUUCUGACAAGCAA
This is a messenger RNA of Rhea pennata, 7707 nucleotides long. It is a transcript of the gene PARG, whose product is annotated as poly(ADP-ribose) glycohydrolase. Gene Ontology annotation, biological process: regulation of DNA repair; carbohydrate metabolic process; nucleotide-sugar metabolic process. Gene Ontology annotation, molecular function: poly(ADP-ribose) glycohydrolase activity. Gene Ontology annotation, cellular component: cytoplasm; nucleus. The coding region runs from base 1929 to 4727 and encodes 932 amino acids. The record is from RefSeq and is a predicted model, not a curated record. NCBI's taxonomy places the organism in Eukaryota, Metazoa, Chordata, Aves, Rheiformes, Rheidae. The transcript is spliced from 18 exons.